UUAAAAAAAGAAAAAAAAAAAAAACUUUCGCUCUUCUACAGUUUGGGAAUUUAGCCGGGCAGCGGGAAUCCAGCACAUCGCCGGCGGGAGUUCAGGGAGCGAUUUUACCGGCGCUCCACAAGACAUUUCGCUCAGCAAAAGCGAUUGGCCAUUUGCUAUUCAGCGCCGUCGGAUGAGAAGAUGGACGGAACCCUCGGCGAUGUUCGGAGCCACCUUUCUCCUUCCACCAUUUUACUGAUCGUCCUUGCUCUCCAACUCCUUGAUGUGCUAUUCGAGAAGCUUAAGAAGAGAGGAUCUACUAGCAGUGAAGAAAUCAAACUGCGACAAGAGAUAAAUCAACUUCUCAAAGAAGCUAACUCUUUAUCGACGCCUUCUACUUUUGCCCAGGCUGCAAAACUUAGGCGUGUGGCUAUUGCAAAGGAGAAAGAACUAAAAAAAAAGCGCGAGGAGAACAAUAAUGAUAAGAAGUGGUCUUUAUAUGAAAAAGUUCUGCUUGCUUCAAAGGCACUAUUGUAUACAGGACUUUGCUGGCAAUUUUGGAGCACUCCUGUUGCUGCAGUUCCUCCGCAUAUUUUGCAACCCUUUGGACGGCUUCUUGCUUGGAGAGGCACGGAUGCUUCCAAUGGUUAUUACAUGGUAGGAAUAAUACCUUGGCUGGUGCUUACUUCUCGGGUCAGCAAAUUCUUGUUGCAGAAGCUUUUCAAGUUUAUUUCCUUCUAGUAUUUUCUCUCUCUCUCUCUUUUUCUUUGCCUCUCUCUCUCUCUCUAGAGUUAUGUCCUUAAAAUGAAUCGCAAUUUCUCAAACCUUUCUUUUAUAAAUCUGCAUUUUUCUUUAA
This is a messenger RNA of Phalaenopsis equestris, 835 nucleotides long. Its product is annotated as tail-anchored protein insertion receptor WRB. The record is from RefSeq and is a predicted model, not a curated record. Gene Ontology annotation, biological process: tail-anchored membrane protein insertion into ER membrane. NCBI's taxonomy places the organism in Eukaryota, Viridiplantae, Streptophyta, Magnoliopsida, Asparagales, Orchidaceae.